This is a messenger RNA of Cucurbita moschata (crookneck pumpkin), 408 nucleotides long. RefSeq lists its product as uncharacterized. Bases 1 to 408 code for a protein of 135 amino acids. The record is from RefSeq and is a predicted model, not a curated record. NCBI's taxonomy places the organism in Eukaryota, Viridiplantae, Streptophyta, Magnoliopsida, Cucurbitales, Cucurbitaceae. The transcript has 2 exons.
AUGGCGGAAUCAGUCAAAUCGAGCUUCAAAAUUUCGGAUGUUGAUUUAACAUAUCCUUAUUAUAUUCAUCUGUCUGAUCAACCGGGAUAUUCACUUGUUCCAAUCAAAUUAAAUGGAACAAAUUACCAAUCUUGGAGUAAAUCAGUUAUGCAUGCUCUUGUUGACAAAAAGAAAAUUGGCUUCAUUGAUGGCACAAUUGAAGAACCGUCUCAAGAUGCAAAUUCAACCGAAUUUGAACUCUGGAAUAAGUGCAACAGUAUGAUAAUAUCUUGGUUAACUCAUUCAGUUGAAGGAGAUAUUGCUGAGGGUAUUAUUCACGCCAAGACAGCUCAUCAAGUGCUGAAGCUUGAUGAUUUUGUAACUGAUUGCGUUCGGUGUGCUUUUCGAUACUGCCUUGGUCUUGAAUGA